Frankliniella occidentalis (western flower thrips) is the source of this 420-nucleotide messenger RNA. RefSeq names its product pupal cuticle protein 20-like. Gene Ontology annotation, cellular component: chitin-based extracellular matrix. Lineage: Eukaryota; Metazoa; Arthropoda; Insecta; Thysanoptera; Thripidae. Gene Ontology annotation, molecular function: structural constituent of chitin-based larval cuticle. Bases 34 to 420 code for a protein of 128 amino acids. The transcript has 2 exons. The record is from RefSeq and is a predicted model, not a curated record.
CCACAGCUCUUCUAGGGGCCAACAAUACCCGCCAUGCACACCUCGGUUGUUGUCCUCGCGGUGGUCGCCAUCCUGGCCGCGGCCCAGCACGAGUUCGCCGUUGCGGCGAGGAUGCCGUCACCCAUCGUGGACCACAAAGAGGUGCGCGACGACUCCAACCAGUACUGGCUCCGCUUCGAGACGCGAGACGGCGCGACUCACGAGGACCAGGGCGUCUUGCGGCCGGGACCUGAGGGCCCCGUCCUGUACCGCAGCGGCUCCCACAAGUACACGGCGCCUGACGGCCAGGUCAUCGAGCUCAAGUACACGGCCGACGACCAAGGCUACCACCCCGUCGCUAGUCAUCUGCCCCAGCCCCCACCCCCAUCCCCCGUUGUACAGCCGAGUCCAUCCAUUUCAUCAGUCCAUUCAACGAAAUAA